ACAAAAAUAAUUUUAUUAGAUUAAUUUUAUAAAAUAUUUUUAAAAUAUCAUUUCACUUAAUUGAUAUAUCAUAUAUUUUUUAUUUAUCUAUUGGUCAAAAAAUAAAAAUAAAUAACCGCGUAAAAGUUAAAACCUGACAAAUAUUCCGAAUGAUAAAUUUGUUGACCAAAAACAUUUUGUGGGGGUUGGUCCAGACUGUCCAAUAGACAUGGAGAAUCAGAACUAUACAAUAGUGACGAGCCAAUGCAAGGGGCCCCACUACGACGGGAAGAUAUGCUGCGGAGCAUUCAAAGAGCUGGCGUGCAAGAACAGAGACGCCCUCAACGCCGACAACAACAACUGCGCCACCGUCCUCUUCAACUACCUCCACCUCUACGGCAAGUACCCCGCCGGCCUCUUCGGCAACCUCUGCAAGGAAGACAAGAACGGCCUCGACUGCAAACAGGUUGACGAGAAAGAAGCCGCCGCCGCCGCCGCAAAGAGCGGCGCCUCCGACACCACACCCGGCACCAAAUCUACUGCCGCCGUGUUGCUCGUCGCUGCCGCUUCUUUUCUUGCUAUAAUCAUUUCGAGUAGAUGAAUAAUUGUUAUCCAUUUGUUGUGAAAGUGGGAACUUAAACCUAACUCGUGUAUGUGUGUAUAAUGUAUAGUACUCCACAUGAAAAAUUUGACUAAGUUUCCUAUAUUUUUUUAUCCAACCUAUUUUUGACAUUCUUAAAUUAGUUCAUCCUCUUUGGAAAUUAAAAUUCUUCCUCUUCUAAGGGACUGUUUGUUUCAGCCUCUUAAUGGUUCAGAUGUCUGAAUGGUUAAGAGAUUUGCCUCUGAAUGGUUAAGUAUUAUACAGAGUCUGAAUGGUUAAGACCUCUUAUCUGAAUUGAUCAGACAUUUGCCUCUGAAUAGUUAAGCAAUAUACUAGCUCUUAAUGG
Molecule: messenger RNA, 926 nt
Organism: Cuscuta campestris
Lineage: Eukaryota; Viridiplantae; Streptophyta; Magnoliopsida; Solanales; Convolvulaceae
Source: the annotation of a GenBank genome assembly